AUGAUAGUAUUUAUCUCAACAUCGGCCAUCCUUACAGUGUUGGCCACAGGACUUCAGUUUGUGGGGAUUUUUUUGCCCACCUGGUGGCGAUCCCCAUUUGUAUGGGAGAGCAACAACCAAGGUUACUAUACCUACGGACUCUGGGAACUUCCUUGGAAAACGGAAAAAUGUGAUGAUGGUCAUUGCAUCGAACUAAAAAAUCAAAGAAUCGACACUCCCGCUUGGUUGGUAUUCACCCGGAUCUUUGAGCUUUUAGGCGCUGGUUUUGGAUUAAUGAUUAUCAUCAUGAUGCUCAUUUGGUUGAUUUUGUUGGGACCAAUGCACAAUAAAUAUUUAAAAACAGCCAAAAAACUCGGACUUAUAUCGUCAUUUUUGCAAAUUGGCACUGGUAUUUGUAUCAACGUUGGUAUCCUGAUCUUGGUGAUAAAAACGACGCCCAGUGAUAUACUGAUUGGCACUUUCCUCAGUGGAAUUAGUUUUAUCAUCUUCUGUAUUGGAGGUGCCAUCUCUUACCAUUGCGUUAAACAAAUGCCAUCAUCCUACGACAAUCCAGAGACGAACUGUACAGAUUCCUCAUUGUCUAUCAUUAGCCCUCCAGCUUAUUGUGAUCCCCCACCAUCCUACGAAGAAAUAAUGGGUGUCCAUUAUGCAGCUGACAAUCCCUCUCUAGUAGUCGAUGCUGAAAUGGCCGAAACAACCAGCAAAUAA
This is a messenger RNA of Acanthosepion pharaonis, 708 nucleotides long. NCBI's taxonomy places the organism in Eukaryota, Metazoa, Mollusca, Cephalopoda, Sepiida, Sepiidae. The record is from the annotation of a GenBank genome assembly.